AUGUUUAGAUCGGUGGCUUCAGGAUGUUUCAGAUGGGGUCAUAGUAGUAGAAGGAUGGUGUCUACAUUCUAUGAGAUGUUUCCUAAGAGUUUUCCCGGGGGAGAGCCAUCAUUCAAUGUAGAUCAAUCACAGUUACGGAAAGAAUAUAGGGUAUUACAAUCACAAUUCCACCCAGAUAUGGUAGCUGGGAACGGUGAUGGUGCCGACAUGGACUCGUCUGUGGUGAAUAAGGCGUAUCAUGUGUUGAAAGAGCCGUUGAGUAGGUCACAGUAUAUGAUUAAGAUAAAUAAAGGUAUAGAUUUGACGGAGGAUGGUCAAAAAUUAGAAGUUGGUCCGUCGAUAUUAAUGGAGGUGAUUGAGAUUAAUGAGCGACUUGCUGAUGACUCGAUAAGUAAUGACGAAAUUGCUAGGAUUAAGCAGGAGAAUGAUGAUAGGAUGGAUGCGAUUGUAAACAAAUUGAGGGAUUGUUUCGAACAGGAGGAUUAUUCUACUGCCGUUGAAUUGACAAUGGAAUUGAAAUAUUGGACUAAUUUAUCAAAUACAAUUAAAAAUAUAUAG
This is a messenger RNA of Kazachstania africana CBS 2517, 558 nucleotides long. It is a transcript of the gene JAC1, whose product is annotated as J-type chaperone JAC1. The record is from RefSeq and is a predicted model, not a curated record. Gene Ontology annotation, molecular function: ATPase activator activity; protein-folding chaperone binding. The transcript has a single exon. Gene Ontology annotation, biological process: protein complex oligomerization; [2Fe-2S] cluster assembly. NCBI's taxonomy places the organism in Eukaryota, Fungi, Ascomycota, Saccharomycetes, Saccharomycetales, Saccharomycetaceae. Bases 1 to 558 code for a protein of 185 amino acids. Gene Ontology annotation, cellular component: mitochondrion.